AUGGGGGUCUUUGUUAUGCGUAUGGUUUACUUUUCUGCUUUCGGGCCCUAUCGUUUUCCUGGACUGUUGGUGGUACUGAAGUAUGCUGGUAACCGACGUAAUCUUUUUGUCCAUCCAAUAUCAAGAUGUAUAGGAAUCAUUACUCAAUAUUCCAAAAGUAGGGAUGGCAAAAGAAGAUAUACAGUAUUUGACAAGAUGACAUCAGACUAUUUGUUUUACUAUGUUGUGGUGCUUCGUCUUAUCCUACGUUCCCAACAAAGUACUGAUUUUGAUGAUAUGAGUCGUCAUCAUCUAAUUGGCAGCUUGUUGUUUUUUUAUAUUGUACAGUAUAUAUGA
Molecule: messenger RNA, 336 nt
Organism: Naumovozyma dairenensis CBS 421
Lineage: Eukaryota; Fungi; Ascomycota; Saccharomycetes; Saccharomycetales; Saccharomycetaceae
Exons: 1
Coding region: 1-336 (111 amino acids)
Source: RefSeq, a predicted model, not a curated record